CUAACAUGUUGUGACUGGAGACCAGCCCGGCCGGGGUUGGGGAUGGGAGUGCGCGCGCCCGGGCAGCCUCGCCGUCGCCCGGCCCCCGCCGCGCCCUCCUUACUCUUGCUAGGAAAUUCCGCCGCUCCAGCGGUCAGCGCGCCAGGACCACCCCUCUCGGGGCAAGGCACCCUCUCGGGGCCGGAAAUGCCGGAGUCCUCGUUCCGGAGGGGCAGGCCACGAGGUUUCCGGGAAAGAAGCGCCGCCCCCCUUCCCCGGCCCCCUGCGACCCGUGGCUAUAAGAGGCGGGGAGGGCGCGCGCUCCACACCUCCCCAAGCCGCUUCCUGGCCUCGGUCCUUCCGCUAUGGCUCCCGACGGUGCCCUGCCCGCGCUGCCCGCGCUGCCCGCGCUCCUGGCCCUGCUCGCCGCGCUGCUGCUCCCAGGACCUGGAGGUGCCCAGACAUGGGUGUCCCCGCAAGAAGCCACCCUACCCCGAGGAGGCUCCGUAGACCUCAACUGCAGCACGGCCUGCCCCCAGCCCACGGGGCUGGGGCUGGAAACGCCGGUGGACAAGGAGCUGGUGUCCGAGGGCGACACCUGGAAGUUGUUCAAGCUGAAAAAUGUUGACCGUGACAGCACUCCGCUCUGCUUCUCCAACUGCCCGGGGCAGGCGCAGACGUCUGCUACUGCCUCCCUCACCGUGUAUGCGUUCCCACAGCACGUGGAGCUGGCGCCGCUGCCCGCCUGGCAGCCCGUGGGGGACAACUUGACUCUGAGCUGCCGGGUGCAGGGUGGGGAGCCCCGGGCGAGGCUCUCGGUGGUGCUGCUGCGCGGGCAGGAGGAGCUGAGCCGGCAGCCAGCGCCCCUGGGGGAGCCCGCGGAGGUCACGGCCACCGUGCAGGCGGGCAGAGAGCACCACGGCGCCAACUUCACGUGCGUGGCGGAGCUGGACCUGCAGCCCCAGGGCGUGGGCUUGUUCAGGAACGCGUCGGAGCCCAGGCAGCUGCGAACUUUCGCCCUGCCCCAGAUGCCCCCGCACCUGGCCGCCAGCCCCCAAAUCCUGGAGGUGGGCUCACAGGGCCGCGUACACUGCUCCCUGGCUGGGCUCUUCCCCGCCUCAGAAGCACAAGUCCAGCUGCAGCUGGGUGGCCGGGAGCUGAACACUACAGUCUCGCACGCCAAGGACUCGGUCAGGGCCACAGCCUCGGUGGAGGUGACGGUGGAGGAGGAAGGCCCCCGGCCACUCGUGUGCACAGUCCUGCUGGGUACCAGGCAACAGGAGGCGAGGACCACCCUGACCGUCUACAGUUUCCCGGCUCCCAACCUGACGCUGAGCCAGCCAGAAGUCUCUGAAGGGACGGAGGUGACCGUGGAGUGUGAGGGCCACCACGGAACCACGGUGACCCUGGACGGUGUCCCUGCCCAGCCGCCAUCCCCGCGGGUCCAGCUGCAGCUGAACGCCAGCGCCAACGACCACGGGCGCCACUUCCUGUGUUCCGUGGCCUUGGACGUGGCUGGGCAGGUGCUCCACAAGAACCAGACCCGGGAGCUACGGGUGCUGUAUGGCCCCAGACUGGACCAGAGGGACUGCCCGGAGAACUUGACGUGGCCAGAAGGCUCCUGGCAGACCCUGAGAUGUCAGGCCCGGGGGAACCCGCUCCCGAAUGUCUCCUGCCAACAUGAGAGCACCCGAAGUCCUCUGCCAAUUGGCAAACCGCAGCCUGUCGAACUGCAGCUGGCUGGCACCUACUGCUGCCGGGCUGUGAGCCCCCACGGGGAGGUCACCCACGUUAUCUCCAUCCAUGUGGUUCCCAAGCCCCUGCUGCCACCGGUACUCAUCAUCCUGGUGGUAGUCCUCGCCCUGCUGGGCAUCGUGGGCACCGCUGGCUACAUCUACAACCGCCAGAGGAAGAUUAAGAAGUAUAAGCUACAGCAGGCCCAGGAGGCGGCCGCCAUGAAGCUAACUGCCGCCCAGCCCUCGCCAUCCUGAGCCCAGGCUCUCUGUUCCGGAUCAGGGGCUCCGGCAGAGCGGGGAAAGGCCUCCCUACCCCAACAUGGACAGAGCAGCCGUCCACCUGCAGAGGCGGACAUAGGCCACUAAGCUACAAGCCAGUUCCUCCGGACACCAAGGGGUGGGGGGUAGAUCAGUGGCCUCCCAGGUCAAGGUCAUGGUUACCUGUGUACCUGGGACUGCCUCAAGCUUCGCACCUGACCAGGUGCAGACCAGGCAGGAGGGAGAAGCUAGGGGCGUGGCAGAGGGCAGGGCCUGGGCCAGCCGGAGGGAGAGUGGAGGGCACGGCCAUCCCGGACGUGCGGCGUGAAAUGCUGACGCUUGCCCCGGGGCCGUCUGGACACGAGUGGACAACGCUGAAACACACCCCUGUCCUCAACCCUUGACGGCAACU
Messenger RNA from Ochotona princeps (American pika), 2385 nucleotides. It is a transcript of the gene ICAM1, whose product is annotated as intercellular adhesion molecule 1. Gene Ontology annotation, molecular function: integrin binding. Gene Ontology annotation, cellular component: membrane. The record is from RefSeq and is a predicted model, not a curated record. Gene Ontology annotation, biological process: cell-cell adhesion. Bases 345 to 1970 code for a protein of 541 amino acids. The transcript has 7 exons. NCBI's taxonomy places the organism in Eukaryota, Metazoa, Chordata, Mammalia, Lagomorpha, Ochotonidae.